This is a messenger RNA of Odontomachus brunneus, 7853 nucleotides long. It is a transcript of the gene Bap170, whose product is annotated as AT-rich interactive domain-containing protein 2. Gene Ontology annotation, molecular function: DNA binding. The transcript has 17 exons. Gene Ontology annotation, cellular component: SWI/SNF superfamily-type complex. Lineage: Eukaryota; Metazoa; Arthropoda; Insecta; Hymenoptera; Formicidae. Gene Ontology annotation, biological process: regulation of DNA-templated transcription. The coding region runs from base 1426 to 6993 and encodes 1855 amino acids. The record is from RefSeq and is a predicted model, not a curated record.
ACACGCCGUGCGGUCGGGCCUCUCUACGCGGAGUGCCGCGCGUAAAAUGACGUAGAGCGUUCACGUCGUCGGGCGUCGCGCGCGCGCUGCCGACGUGUGGUGAGCGGAAACGGUGCGCGGUGUACCGUCGCGGCGCGUCCGUAGCGAUCGGCGGUAGCGUACGGGAAAUUGGCCGCGGUGGCUUCGCCAAUGGAUGCCAGGCAGCCAGCAGCAGGGACGCCAUUUUGAUAUACGGGCGCACGUCAAGCGCUUCGCCUCGCAGUGAAACGCGCUCCUGAGUCGCUCUCCGCCGGCUGCGUAGGACCCGCGCGGCCGAAUUCGGACGUUCGCGAGCUAGCCGGGCAUCGCGACGCGGCUGGUGCGUGGUGCGUGGCGCAGCGUAUCCCGCGAGUUUCGUUGACAAGUGACAGGUGAAUCGAUCGGGGGCCUAUACGAGGAGAGUGCGAGAGAAGGAAGGAAGGCAGGCGGCAAGCAGGCAGGCAGGCAGGCAGGCAGACAAGCAAGUAAGCAAGCAAGCAAGCAAGCAGAGCAAGCAAGCAAGCAAGCAGCCAGGCAGGCAAGCAAGCUCUCUCUCUCACCGUCCGUCGCCGUCGUGCCGUUCGUCGCGUUUUGAGGCUCAGCGCGCGCGACAGAGAACCGAGAGCGGAGCGGAGCGGAGUCGACGCGAGUCGAGUCGAAUCGAGACGAGACGAAACGAAACGAGACGAGGCGAGUUCGAGCGUUAUCGUUUACCGUGCUGUGCCGUGCUGUGCCGUGUGCUGUCUCGGUACUGUGCUGUACUUGUGCUGUAGUCGUAGCGCGCGUCCCCGCGUAAAACACGAGUCGCGCUCUCGCUCGCCCGCUGCUGACUAUCUCGGCGCAUUCGAAUUUUUCGUGCACGCGGCGCGAGAGAGCUCCGGGGAGAGCGCGCUCGGGCCACCGAGAGAGCGUAUACGUCGUUACGCGGCGAGAGCAGGCGAUCCGGGGGCGGCAGGGAAAAGCUGCCGCCGUCGUCUCGUUUCGCGCGCGAGAGAGCGAGUGAACGCGCGCGCGAGAGAGAGUGAGAGAAGAAGAGAGUCAGAGAGAAAGAACGUGCUAGAAGAAAGAAAGAGAGAGAGAAAGAGACAGACAGAUAGAAAGAGAGAGAGAGAGAGAGAAAAAGAGCAACGAAGAGGCCACCAGCCGACUUCGGAGCAGGACAAGGCGACCCGAUGUUGGGAGCGGGUCGCGACCCCGUGUCGACCCGCGGUCGUCCUCGUCCUCGCGCGUCGUGCAUCGUAGGAGCAGCGACAUUAGCAACGGCAGGACUCUAUUCGCGUAAAUGUGCCCCCGUGCGCGCCCAUGUGCACCUCCUUCUGCUUCUCUGCCCGCUGCCCCUGCGUGCCCUGUAAACCCAGAGCACACCCCGAUUAGCACGCCCGCCGCGCGCACUCGUUACCCGCGAACAUGGCCAAGAUCCUCAACAAGGACCCCGUCACCUACGAGAGGGAGAGGGAGAACUUCCUGAAGGACCUGCGACACUUCCACGAAACCCGAGGGACUCUCUUCAAGAAGUCUCCGAGGAUCAAUGGGAAGGACAUAGAUCUGUACCUGCUGUACGUGGUCGUUACCGCUCAUGGAGGAUGGAUAAAGGUCAACACCAGAAAUGAGUGGGCGUCGUUGUGCGAACAGUUCCAUCUCCCGAACGGUUGUAUUAACAGCGGGGUCGGCCUUAAACAGAUCUACUUGCGGUAUCUGGACAGGUAUGAGAAAGUACACUUCUUAGGCGAGGAUGGUCAGCAGGCAGACGACGACGAUGAAGAUUCCAGACACCGGAAAUGGUCGGCUAGGGCAUUACACUCCGUUCCUCUCACUUACAAUCACCAUCAGCACAAUAUCGCAGAGUCCCUGCGCGAGUACAACGGACUUUCACCGGAUCUUUAUAAGCCCUCUAAUUACGACAAGCUCGCGCUGUCGCUCCUCUCGCCGCUGCCCAAUGAGCAGGACUUCGCCAUCAACGUCUGCACUCUCCUGUCGAACGAGGGUAAGCAUACCCUGCGGCUCGACAAGUACCCCAGGCUGGUGAACAUUCUUCUGGCGCACGCCGGCGUAUUCGACUCGCCCGGCACGCGGCAGCUCUUCAUCGAGGUGUAUUCGCGCGUCCGCAACUACUCGAUCAACUCCUUCUGGUCGGACGUGCUCGACUCCCAGGACGUGAUAGAUCUCACGAACGAGAGGGCCUUUAUGAAGAAGCCGCCUUCCAGCUUGCCGACGUUCUCCAGACGGAAGACACUUGAGAAAGAGAAGCAGAGUAAGAGCAGCGCCGGCUCCGCGUCAACAACGGAGAACGAGGAGCCGACAGCGACGACGACGACGACGACGACGCCAACGCCAACGCCAACGCCGACCCUGAUAGACGUCGAUGGGGUUCUUCCGGACUGUCCACGAUUGGAUCCGCUCGUAUCAUCGCAUUCGGACGAGAGUCUGAAGGAUCAGAACCAAAAUUCCAUCAAGUUCGAGGAAGAGGACAAGGAUCUGUUCUGCGUCGGACGGACAUUAGGCACGCAAGAUCCGUACGGACAACGCGUGCUGCAGAUCGCGUCGAUUCUGCGGAACCUCAGCUUCACGCCGGAAAACGCCACGGUGUUGGGCAGGAACCGGUGUUUCUUGAGAUUCGUCUUGUUGUGUGUGAGGGCAAGAUGGAGUAAUCUGCACCAACUCGGCUUCGACAUACUAGGGAACAUAGCGAAUGAAAUUAUUCUAAAAGAAGCCGGCGAAAGGAUAACGGACGUCGUGUUGUCGUGCGUGGCUCGGGGAAUCGAGUCUCAAGACAGGUUUAUCGUUAUAUCCUGCCUGGAGGUGCUUAACAAAAUCAGCCAACAGGACAGUAACGAGGAAAUCGUCACGUUCGGCCUGGCGGACGGUAUAUAUGAACUUAUAUGUCGAUUUUUAGCUCUGAGCGACAUAGCACUCUUAGUGUAUACCCUCGAAUGUUUGUACGCCUUAACCUCAUUGGGUGAGAGACCGUGUACGAGCGUCGCGCGGGUACGCGGUGCCAUCGACACGUUGGUCGCUCUUGUCACCGUGGAGGCGCAGAGUUACGGCCCAAAGGCGUGCAUCCUAAUGAGAGUAGUUGAGACGGUGUCGACGGUAGCGGUACCGCAGAGCACCGCGCAAAAUGCGCCUGUCACUCCGACCGUCCCGGUCACGACGGCGUCCGCGUCUACUUCAUCCACCCCGGUCACGAUUACCACGACACCAGCACCCGUCAGCCCGGCGCCUUCCCGACCUACGACUCCGGCGACGACCUCGACCAAGACGGCAACGCACAAAGCAGCAGCGGAUUCGGCCAACGCAAUCCAGCAGCAGACCGCGCAUCAGCAGAUUAUACAGGAGAACGAGCAGUUCGCCUUGGGUUGGGUGAAGGCCACGUUUGAACUCGCGCCGGGUGUACGCAUCGAACAAGAAGAGUUGUACAAAAAAUAUCUUGGCUGCUGUACGAAGAUCGGUAGGCGAGGUGUGAUAGCGCCGCUGCACUUUCCGAGAUGUGUCAGAUCCGUUUUCGGCAAUAUCGUGGGGCCGAAUCCGUUGAAGGGCGAAAACACCGGUACCCAGUAUUACGAAGGCAUCCGAGUACGGUCAACGCCCGCACCGAUCACUUAUCCGAGCCAAACUGCUGCGGUCGCUACUAAUACAGCCUCGGUUCAGGCGAUCAACGCUACUCCAGUAAAGGUGCUUCCCGUUCAACAGCGUACAGUCAAGAAUAUUAGUCCCGCACCCGAUAGCACGGCCUCGGCCGAUAAUCCCGCGUCCGGGACGCAAAUGAUUUCCAUACCCCCCGCGUCUCCGAUCCUCAAGGCCCAGUUGUCCGCCCCGCCGAAACCCCCGUCCAACACCCCGAGUCAGUCCCCAAAUCCAGUGACCAAGGUUGAUUCUAAAAGUCAGGUAUCAGUAUCGCACCCGCACCUGAGCCAAGCGUUGCUAGCCAGCGGCUCCCAAACGCCGCAGCAGCAGCAGCAACAGCAACAUCAGCAGCUGCAGCAACUGUCACAAAGUGUCCAGGUAGUUGCUAAGGAAGAUAAUCGAAGUGGCACUACAUCGAGUUCCAUUAUUAAGAGCCUAUUGGCUACUAAGGUAACAGUCAGCAGCGACUGCAUGCCCAGUGCUGCUGCGACUUGUGUGUCUACCCCUACUGCCUGCGUAACAAACACUACUGCUAGCAUCGCAUCCAGCAUCAGUGCCAACCAGCUAAUAACCAGCAACCAGGUCGCUCAACGCCAGCAACAACAAAGGUUACUGCAGCAGCAGAUGACAGGCGUGUUACAGCCCGCCGCGCCCGCAGCCACGCCAGCCACAAUACUCCCAAAGACUCCUGUGAACGCUAAGCAGAAACAGGCAAUCGUACCAAUUCCUGCCAAAAAGAUACAGAGGCUCAACGGAGCCAAGUUCGUCGUGACUAAUAAUUGCGAGAAGACUGAAGUAAAUGAUAACGACAAUGCCAAUCAAAUCGUCACGUCUACCACCACUACGGUGGUACUGAACUCGACUGAGAACCACAUAUCCUCGUCACCGGCGAAAGUAUGCCGGCCACCGUUGACUGCGACGGGCGUAAUCGGGACCGCAACUGCCGCUGCCACGAUCACAAAUAAAACGAAUCAACGUACUAUGUGUACUUCCAUCGCCGAGGACUCGGACUCCACCAACAACUCGUUGGCGUCGAGUAGCGGAAUCGGCGGCAGCAGAGACUGUUCCGGCGUCGGCGUCGAAGAAGAGAACUCGUUGACGAGUUUUGAAGGUAUUCUUCUCAACGGCGCGCCGAGUAAUAUGGACAUCGAUACGCAGGAGGAUGGCUCGUCCAAAGAUUCGUCCAGCGUAAGCUCGAAAGAAAAGCCUCUGCAGAGUAUGAUGUUGGCAGACCUUUUAGAAAGGAAAGUCGACAAAGAGCCCAUAUUGAACGGUGUGCUCGGUAAGAACUCGAUUAACGAAAAGGAAAUGGAUCUGGUGGAGAAUCACAUCAAGAAAGUAUUAAAGGAAUCUCCAACUGAGCUGAAGAUAAAGUCCGAAGUAGAAGGCGGCAACGUCAUACAGAACGAGGUGUCCGAGGACACGCUAAUAGAGGCACCGAGAGGAAUCAAGAGGUCGGCCAGCGAAUUGGACGAGCUGGAAAUCAAGAAGCCCAAGUAUUCCAACGGCACGAUAUCGCCAGACCCCGCCGUCGAUUCAACCACGGCGGAGUCGACAGUGUCGAGCAUCAAGUCCGAGGAUGACGAUAAGGACAGUGAGAAAGCCACCGUUUCGUCCACCGCGGCGAAUCUCUAUGCCGCUUUAGCGGCGGAUUGCAUAGAGGACGAGACAGACCUGGAGGAACAACCGAGCAUCAAUAAAGACGUCAUAAAGGAAGAAGUUGCUCCUCCUCCUCCACCUCCACCGCUUCACUUAAAAACGGAGUUGACGCCGGUGCUCAUGAAGGAGGAUCCACCAAUGCACAUCAAAGAAGAAGCCCCUCACAUAUUCAUCAAUCAGAUCACCCAGGCGCAACCUCCGCAACCGCCACCGCCUCAACCACCUCCGCAACAGCAACAACUCAUAGUGGCUACAUCCAGGCAGAUAGUGGUUCAGCCGGCAAUUCAGUCGAACAAUCAGAUGAUCAUUCCCACCACGACGGUGAAGGGUAGACCGCCGCCGCCCCAACCGCAAGUAUUGUUGCAGCAAGGCGCUGGCGGACAACUGCAAUACGUAGUGUCCGGCGCCAUGCCAGGACAGAACUACGUGUUAGCUCAACCACAAACGGCUCUGGUGCAAGGACAGGGUCAGACUGUGCUGCUAGCGCAGACCACACCGCAGCAAGGCACCGGUACCAAGACUAUCAUCAUACUGCAGUCGCAGACCGCUCCGCAGUCGACUCCGCAGAAGAUGGUGGCUAUGACACCGCAAGGCCAGCCGGUAGUAGUGGCGCAGGUGCAACGGCCGAUCUUGCAAAGCCCAGCGCUCAGCAACAUCCCGCCACCCCUUGUACCUACGUCUGCGACGAUCCCGCAGGCUUCCAUAAUAGUCAAUAGCUCGGUGGUGUCGCAGACGAAUCCAAACACGGUAACAGUGACGAUUCCGGCGAUAACCCAGCAACAAACCCCGGUUUCCACCAGUCUGCCGUCCAGGGUGGUGACGCCUACCCCACCGUCGACGCCACCGCCUACAAGACCGGCGACGCCGCAUCAGACGAUCGCCGGCCACGGCGUCGUCGCCGUGAAAUCGCCGCUCACGAAGGUCAUGAAGACGGUGAGCUCGUCGACAUCCAUCGAGCUGGAGUCAAAACCCUCCACAAGUCAGCAACAGCAACAUACGCCGCAGGUGACGGAAAACAAAACCAUCACGAUCAAAAUCGACCCCAACGCUUAUCUGUGCGAAUGGCGAGGCUGUCUUCGACAAUUUAAAACACCGCACGAGGUCUACCUUCACGUAUGCGAGGCCCAUUGUCCGACCGGUGGCGAGGAAAUAUUGUGCUUAUGGGCGAGCUGCGACGCGCUCAAGAGGCGCAGGUUCUCGUUAAUGACGCAUCUGUACGACAGGCACUGCAACGCGGACACGAUGUCGAUGAGGAGGAAACAAUUAACCGUAACGGGCAAGACCGAAGUCUCCACGUCCACACCGACACCGCAUCAUCCUGGAUACGCACCCAACGCCGCAUUCCACGCAAUCAAACGGCACGCCCUAGAGUUUGUGAAUCCUAAGGAGCUAAUGCAGCAGAGGCCGACCAAGCCCGCUGCAGCCACCUCUUCAAGCACUUCUUCCCCCAGACCUGGGCAAAAUCCUCCACCAGAACAGGAUGACAACGAAGGUCCCGUGACCAAAAGUAUUCGCCUAACGGCAGCUCUCAUUCUUAGAAACCUAGUCAUAUACUCAACACACGGCAGAAGGCACCUCAGAGCGUACGAGCCCCAUUUGGCAGGCGUGGCGUUAAGUAACGUCGAAUCAUCGAGAACGAUCGCACAAGUACUGUACGACAUGAAUGACCAGAGUAGCGGUAGCCAUAGGUGACCUCUUGAAUCAGGCCUCUAAAAAGUUCUAUUAACGUUGCGAGCAGCGAUCAACUUACGUUAUUUCGAGUUACACAGCGUACGGGAGUGCGAGAAUAAAUGGGCAGGCAAUGAUGUUCUCGCGAAAUCACUUACCGACAUUUGUGCGUAUACAUGGGUGGGGGAGGAGGUGAGUGCGUGCGUGCGUGCGUUUAUUGCGCGUGUGUGUGUGGUAUGCCCAUUGCGGAUCGAAGGUUGGGACUGUGGAGGGAGCAGGGCGGCAUCGGAGAUAAAUGUUCCAUAUAUAGAAAAAAAGAGGCCUAUAAACUUACUAGGCAAAUCGUUUUGCCAAUUUAGACUAAAAUAUGAACUGUAACUAGUGACAUGAAACAAAGACAGUAGUUGAAAUGAUAACAUGGAAAGGUGAUAACGUUUAUGAAUAAGCGAGAACGAGUGAAAGAGAGAUAGAGUGCGUGAGAACUAGCAAGUGUGGGAGUAUUGUAUGUCUACGUAUGUGCGCGCGCAUGAGAGAGAGAGAAAGAGAGAGCGAGAGAGAUAUUUCAGAUUUAAUAUUAAUAUUUAUUUUCUCAACAAAAAGUGAAAAAGUGUUUUUAGUAAACAUGUACAAAAAAGGGCGAAGAGAAUACUUUAUGGACGUUAUAGUUAAUUAUAUAAUCGAUAUAUUAUUAUAUUCUAUUAUUGUACGCCUUUUUUUCUUUUUUUUCCAUCAUAAGUCACCAAGACUUAGAUGUAAAGGACUAGAAUGUAAAGAAUGAGAAGAGGAAAUCUUUUUAUCGAAUGUAUUUGUUAGGAAUUUAUGAUUUGCUUAUAAUUGCAUAUUGCAAUUACAUGGCUAUAUUAUCGUCUCUCUUUGUUUUAUUA